UACAGUGCUGGUGUUAGACACGGAACAUGCUGUGAAUACUGACAGUGGGGAAAAGUAUACGACAGACGAAUUCCCAUACGUCUGUUUGGAAAUGUUUAAUGAUUGUCCAAAUCCUGGACACUUCAGCGAGCGGUCAGCAGCUAUGCAGCCUGUGUCCGGUGGGCGGCGGUAUAGAGACGCUAAGCUUGUUGUUAAGCGUCGUAGCUAAAGAAGACGCGAGGCGGGGAAGAAGAAAGAAACAGGACGUUGUGUUAAAUCUGAGAAUGUGCAGAUUGCUGAAGAUGAAUAAACCUCUUUAGUUUCUGUCGCGUCCCAAUUAUCAGACCGUGUGUCUGCUCGACAAACCGACUGAGAGUGCAGCUGCCGAUCCUCCGCUGGGUUCACCAGGCUCUCUGAAGUUUCUCCAGUCAUCCACUCAUCAUGGUGGAGUACUACCAGGUUUUAGGAGUACGGAAGGAUGCGUCUGCAGAUGACAUAAAGAAAGCGUACAGAAAGCUGGCCCUGAGGUGGCACCCAGAUAAAAACCCAGAGAACAAAGAGGAGGCUGAGAAGAAGUUCAAGGAGUUGUCGGAGGCUUAUGAAGUCCUGUCUGAUGCAAACAAGAGGAGUAUAUAUGAUCGUUAUGGCAAAGAGGGGCUGACGGGGAGCAACGGUGGAAGAGGGGCGCACUUCCACAAUGGAGAGCAUUUCCAUGAACCUUUCACGUUCCGUAACCCAGAAGAUGUUUUCAGGGAAUUCUUUGGUGCCAGAGACCCGUUUGCAGACUUUUUUGGUGCAGAUCCAUUUAGUGAUGACUCGUUUUUUGGUAGUGGCCGGCGGCACCAAAGCCGGGCAAGUCGUAGCCGGACAGGUGGCCCUUUUUUGGGGGGCUUUGGUUUCCCAGCCUUCGGUGCCGGCUUCUCCCCUUUUGACCCAGCCUUUGGUUCUUUUGGCUCCAUGAGCGCCGUGGGUCAUAUCGGUCACAUGGGUCACAUGACAACAAUGGGCAGUAUGGGAGGAGGCGGCUUCACCUCUUUCUCAUCAACCUCUUUUGGAGGAGGAGGAGGAGGAAGCAUGGGCAACUUUCGAUCUGUGUCUACCUCCACCAAGACCGUCAACGGCAGGAAGAUCACUACUAAAAGAAUUGUAGAGAACGGUCAGGAGAGAGUUGAGGUGGAAGAGGACGGCCGGCUACGCUCAUUAACCAUUAAUGGCAAAGAGCAGCUGCUGCGACUGGAACACAAGUGAAGACACGCAAACAUCCUCCACUGGAGACGUUACCUCAGUACCGCGAUCCCAAUAAAACUUGAGCUCACAGUGGAAUAAACAAAGCAACAAAACAAUGUAA
This is a messenger RNA of Pundamilia nyererei, 1327 nucleotides long. RefSeq names its product dnaJ homolog subfamily B member 6-like. Bases 421 to 1227 code for a protein of 268 amino acids. Lineage: Eukaryota; Metazoa; Chordata; Actinopteri; Cichliformes; Cichlidae. The transcript is spliced from 8 exons. The record is from RefSeq and is a predicted model, not a curated record. Gene Ontology annotation, molecular function: Hsp70 protein binding.